AUGCGUUCGAACCCAUUGCGGCUCGUCGUGAGCCUUACCGCCGUCAUUGUGGCGGUUAUGCCUGUCUUUACGUCUGGAUCCCCCGUCGCCACAAGCGCAGCGCCUUCCCCGUCCUCCUCCGACGAAUGGAUCUUCCGCACAACCAGUAUCAACACUACGUCCUUCCAGGCCGAGCCCUACGUCUCCAACGGAUACAUUGGUGCUAGAUUGCCCGCCGAGGGUAUGGGUCUUCGUAUCCAUCCGGCGAUUGACUAUGAUGACAUGAACGGCACCCAAGGCUGGCCUCUCUUUUCCCUUCGCCAAACGGCUUCGAUUGUUGCGGGGUUUUAUGGACUCCAGAAUGAGACACGGGGGACCAAUUUUGAACAAACAGGAGGCGAGCAAGUGAUUUCGCUGCUCCCGACAUGGACGUCGCUGUACCUCACCGUUUCCUCUGCCCCAGGUUCUGGCACCAGUGAUUCGGCGACUUAUCGGGUCGAUGUCGAUCUUGAACAGAUAAAGUCCUUCUCUCAGUCGCUCUCUAUGCGUGAUGGCAUUGUCGAAACCAUCGUCGUUUGGUCGCCGUUCAAGUCUACAAACAACAACAGUUCAGCCACAAGUGACAUCCUCCUUCACUACACCGUCCUGGCGCAUCGAUCGCGUCCUAGUCUGGGUCUUGUUCGUCUGGACGUCUCUGGUUUGGCGGGUGGUCAACAAGUCGUGAUCACGGAUGCGAUUGAUGGGGCUGGUGCACAGCGAGUCGAGGGUGAGCAGGCUGGCAAGGUGAAAGAGACCGAGUUGCCCUAUGCGAUCUACUCUGCUGUCCGACCCUCAGGGAUCACCAAUGUUACCGCCUGGGAGAUUUCAACCCUCAGCAUCAUCUCGUCCGACAAGAAGGCUGCCAAGGCCUCAGCUGUUGAUACUCCCGACAGUGUUGGUCUUAACAACAAUGCCAAGAGCUCCGCUACCGUUGCCCAGUCCUACUCAGUCACGGUUCCCUCCAAUGGCAAGAUCUCGGUCUUCAAGGCGGUCGGUAUUGCUUCCUCCGAUGCCUUUGAGGGAACUGAGCGAGACACGGCACUGAAGACGGCCAAGCAAGCACGGAAAGACGGAUGGGAGAGUCUGGUUAAGGAACACAAGGCUGCCUGGGAGACACUCUGGGCCGACGGCGGUGAGGUGAUCAUCCACGGAGCCGAGAAGAGAUCCAGCAACAGCACCAGCGAAUCAACCAGUCUCCUCACCGAGAUCCAGACAACCACCCGAUCCAGCUUGUUCCAUCUCUUGGCCAACGUCCGCAGUGGUCUUGAGGGCAAGGGUCUGGGCGAUAACAGUAUUGCUCCAGCUGGAUUGACGUCGGAUUCGUAUGCGGGAGGAAUCUUUUGGGAUGCCGAUACAUGGAUGUACCCAAGUCUGUUGUCGUUGUUCCCGGACUAUGCGAUGAGCAUUAACAACUACCGCACCAAGAACCUCGGCGCCGCGAUGGAGAAUGCUAAGCAGUUCAAUCGAUCUGGACUCUUAUACCCUUGGGUCGCAUUCCGUUACGGCAACUGCACCGGAAUUGGUCCAUGCUAUGAUUACGAGUACCACUUGAACAACGAUAUUGCGCUGGCUCAGUGGCAGUACUUUUUGUCGACCAACAACAAGACUUGGCUCGCUGACUACGGAUACCCGAUCAUGAAGGCUGUCUCAGACUUCUGGGGCAGCCAGGUCAUCCGCCAGCCUGGCACUCCUGGGUUCACAACCAAGAACGAGACGGACCCGGAUGAAUACGCCAACUUUAAGGACAAUGCAGCAUUCACGAACGCAGGAGCAUCAGUGACCCUCAGGAACAGUAUCGAGGCAGCCAAGAUCCUGGGUAUCUCCUCAUUGACACCCAGCAACUGGAGUGACAUUGCCGACAACAUUGCCAUCCUCUACGACAACUCGUCCAACAUUGUCCUCGAAUACGACGGUUUCAACGCCACGACGCCCGUCAAGCAAGCCGAUGUCGUCCUCUUGAUCUACCCACUCGAGUACCCUGUCCCCAACCCCAAGGGUGACCUCGCCUUUUAUGCGGGUGCCAACAGUCCUAAUGGCCCCGGAAUGACCUACUCGAUUUUCAGUAUUGACUCUGCACAGUUGUCGUACCAGGGUUGCGAGGCGUUCACAUACCUCCUGCAGAGUUCUGAGCCUUAUGUCCGUGAGCCGUUCCAUCAGUUCUCGGAGCAGACGUCCGAUAUCUAUGCGGAUAAUGGGCACACCAACCCGGCGUAUACUUUCUUGACGGGCAAUGUCCCCGGAAACAAGGCCCAAUGCCCACCCUCGGUCAUCUCCAAAGACCCCAUCCUCCCCGGUCAAUACGCACUCGCAGCCGUGGACGGAUCUAACGCGACCUACUGGCGUCCCAGCACUCGCGCCCCUGCAUCCAUGACCAUCGAUUUGGGCCGCACACAGUCCAUCAAGGGAUUCCAUUUCAAUUUCAACCAUAACCCGCCUGUCAACUAUACUAUUCUUGUUGGUAACAGUGCUGAGGAUGCAGAGUUGAAGGAGGUGGCGAAGGUCGAUAAGGUCGAGAUUACGGCGCCGUAUGAUACGCAGGAUGCGAAUGUUGUGAAGAUUAGGUUGGGCAAUACGAGUGAUGUUUCGUUGGCGGAGAGGGUGAGGGCGAGGUUUGUGAAGUUGGUGGUGGAGGGUGUUUUGACGGAUGAUGGUACCUCUGCUGGUGCUACUGUUGCUGAGGUCGUUGUCUAUUAG
Linnemannia hyalina is the source of this 2712-nucleotide messenger RNA. The record is from the annotation of a GenBank genome assembly. NCBI's taxonomy places the organism in Eukaryota, Fungi, Mortierellomycota, Mortierellomycetes, Mortierellales, Mortierellaceae.